AUGACAACGGCCCAUGACGCAGUCUUGCCCGCGAAGAAGGGUCAGCAUGUGGAUAUGGAGGACAGCAGGAGGAAGAAGUUGGACAAGAAGAGCCCGGAGUAUCUCAUAAAGAGCGGGCUUGCGGGAGGGUUCGCCGGGUGUGUUGCGAAAACUGUAGUAGGCCCCCUUGACCGCGUCAAAAUCCUCUUCCAAACCCAUAAUCCCCAGUUCGCCAAAUACGCAGGCUCAUGGUCCGGGUUUCCUACCGCAAUCCGCGACAUAUACGCCACCGCCGGCUUCACAGGCCUGUUCAAAGGCCACUCCGCUACCCUUCUUCGUAUCUUUCCAUAUGCCGGCAUUAAAUUUCUUGCAUACGAGCAAAUACGCGCGCGAGUGAUCAAGAACAAGGCACAGGAGACCUCGGUCAGGAGGUUCGCUAGCGGCAGUUUGGCGGGUAUGAUGAGUGUCUUUCUCACCUAUCCCUUGGAGGUUAUAAGAGUCCGGUUAGCUUUCGAGACGAGAGUGGAACACAAGAGCAAUCUACGCUCGAUAGUAAGGAAAAUCUACUCAGAACAGCCACCUCCGAUAUCACAUAACCCUACGAACGCUGUGGCAGCAACAGCGACGCAUGUUGUUGAAAAGGUGACCCCCCGAUCGGGUCUUCCAAACUUCUUUCGCGGAUUCACGCCCACGCUUCUCGGCAUGAUCCCCUACGCAGGGGCAUCUUUUCUGGCACACGAUUCAAUGUCUGAUUUGAUGCGGUUCCCAGUUCUCGCUCCCUACACUACAUUACCACACACUUCUCGUGAAGAAAGCACAACUACAUCCCACAAGCCUGCACAGCUGCGGUACUGGGCGGAGCUCAGCUCGGGUGGAAUCGCAGGCUUGGUUUCACAAACCGUCUCAUACCCACUAGAAGUAAUCAGGCGGCGUAUGCAGGUCGGCGGUGUAGUCGGUGAUGGACAUCGCCUCAGUAUCGCCGAGGUAGCGAAGAGGAUAUAUCUUGAACAGGGAUAUAGGGGUUUCUUCGUCGGGUUGACGAUUGGAUAUGUCAAAGUGGUACCUAUGGCGGCGGUGAGCUUCUAUGCCUAUGAACGGGGCAAGUACUAUCUUGGGAUAUGA
This is a messenger RNA of Cucurbitaria berberidis CBS 394.84, 1101 nucleotides long. Its product is annotated as ADP,ATP carrier protein. NCBI's taxonomy places the organism in Eukaryota, Fungi, Ascomycota, Dothideomycetes, Pleosporales, Cucurbitariaceae. Gene Ontology annotation, cellular component: mitochondrial inner membrane. The transcript is spliced from 2 exons. The coding region runs from base 1 to 1101 and encodes 366 amino acids. Gene Ontology annotation, biological process: transmembrane transport. The record is from RefSeq and is a predicted model, not a curated record.